Messenger RNA from Schistocerca serialis cubense, 3691 nucleotides. RefSeq names its product symplekin (gene Sym). The transcript is spliced from 21 exons. Gene Ontology annotation, cellular component: mRNA cleavage and polyadenylation specificity factor complex. NCBI's taxonomy places the organism in Eukaryota, Metazoa, Arthropoda, Insecta, Orthoptera, Acrididae. Bases 112 to 3579 code for a protein of 1155 amino acids. The record is from RefSeq and is a predicted model, not a curated record.
CAAAUGCAGCACACAACCCACACCUGCAGCUGUGUGGCUAUCUAUCGUUAAAAGUCAGCAAUAAUAUCUUAAUUUUAAAACUAGGUGUUCCGUUUCAUUUACAAAGCUACAAUGUCGCUUCAAGAUAUUGAGGAAAGAGAUGAUACUGCGACAGAAGAAGAUGGGUCAUCUUAUAAUAAGAUUGUUGAUUGGCUAAAUGAGGCGUCUGUGACGUCAGAGACCACUACAAAAACAGAAAUACUGUCGAAAGUACAGGAAAUUAUAGUAAAAAAAGAGCCAGGCUUACUGAACAGCUUCCUGGACGAGGUGAUCGCCUUCCAAAGCGAUCGGAAUAGUGAUGUUAGAAGACUCGUCGUUGGAAUUAUAGAGGAAGCAGUGAAAAAGGAUUCAAAUGUGCUGCCACGCGUGGCGCCGAGCCUGUUGUUGCUGCUGCAGGACGGGAGCGCUCAGGUCCAGAAGCGUGUGGUGCAGGCGGCCGCACAAGUGUACCGGGCGGCCCUAGCUUGGCUCGCAGAUGCCCAUACCAGCCACGAGGUGCUCGAAGCCACCUGGAAUGCAAUAACGGCAAUCAAGGCUCAGAUUGUUUACCUUGUGGACUGCGAGAAUGAUGGUAUUCGUACGCAUGCUGUGAAGUUCCUGGAGAAUGUUGUCCUCCUGCAGACAUAUCCAGAACCUGAUGGCAUGGUGCGUAGAGAUGACUUCUCUCUAGAAGAUGUACCAAUGACACUUAAGAUAGCAAGAAGAAGAAAACUGGAGGAAGAGGCCUUGAUGGUCUUCGAGCUGCUCCUGAACUUCCACGGAUCCCCUCACAUCAGCAGUGUUAACCUCAUGACGUGCAUGGGGUCCUUGACACUCAUAGCAAAGAUGCGACCACAACUUUUCAUGGGGAAAGUCAUCAAUGCCUUUGAGAAGUUGCAUCAAAACCUUCCACCGACAUUGUCAAAGUCGCAAGUUAGUUCGGUAAGCAAGCACCUGAAAAUCCAGUUGCUGAAUCUACUGAAACAGCCGUCUUCUGUAGAGUUCCACAACAACAUUACUGCCUUGCUGACUGAACUGGGUGCUACUCACCAGGAGGUGAUGCGGGCACUCCCCCACCCAGAGGAACUGCGGCGCCGACAGAAAAGAGUGGCACAGAUGGCCCCAGAUUUGACCCCACCGUCCAGCAAGAAAUCUCGCCUCAAAGUCGAAUACGAGGAAGAGGCUUCAGAAGAUGACGAGACCGUGCAGGUUGUGAACUCAGAACCCACAGUGGAACCUAUCUCUACGGUGCCUGCUCCAAUUAUUUUGUCAGAAGAAGUCAUAGAUGCUGCAGAGAAAUAUAUCCUAGAGCGUCUGACACCAGAAGUUGCCACGCAGCUUGUCAUCCAAAAUAUGAUGAAGCUGCCCGAUGCUGUUCCACCAUCAUUCUGUGCCGAGUACAAACCUAUCCCGAAUGCAGGCUCACCUGUGCAAAUCAAAAUGCUGUGUCGCAUGCUCGCCCAGCUGCUGUGUGACGCAGGAAUGGAUCCCAAUGGGGGCCAUAGUAAACAGCCUAAGAUGGAAAUAGAUGAUGGUCCCCUAGAAAAAGAUGUGAAGCCAUCUCUCACCUCGGUGAUGACGGAGAUGAUGGACAAGGAAAAAGAAAUGCAGCAGGCAAAAGCUUCUCAGCAGUCUGGAACGGUUACUGUGAAGGUUCCAAAGCAGCGUGUUCGCACACUGAAGCUGUCUGAAAUUACAAAACCUCUCACGACUGAGACCCGUGGAAACAUGAUGCGGGCUGCCGUGAAGCGCAUUCUGAAGGCGGAACGUGCUGCAGCUGUGGGCGGAGUUAUGCCUGUCCGAAGCAAAAUAAUCUCUACACUUGCUGUGACUUUCAAUACUGAUGUUAGAGAUGUUAUACUGGAAUUCCUCCUCGAAGACAUCAGAGGUAGGAUAGACCUGGCAUUUGCAUGGCUUUAUGAAGAGUACAGCUUCAUGCAGGGCUUUAGCCGCCUGCCACCAUUUAUAAAACGUGAGGAGACACCCGAGCAUCGGUACGACAAGCUUUUGUGUUCUCUGGUGAAGUCACUUGGUGAUCGCCCAGGCCAGGAAGGCAAAGAUGGCUCGUUGUUAUUCCGGCUGUUCCUCGAGGCUCCACUGGUGACGGAUGAGGCAGUGGACGUUCUGCGGAGGAUCUGUGGCGACCGGAGCCGCGCCGCGGCCGGCAUCUCCCUGCUCCAGGAGCUGGUCGUGCGACGGCCUCCGAGGAAAAUUGUCUUCCUGAAUGCUCUCCUGAUGCACACAGCCCACGAGGAGCCAGAGGUUCGAACGAGGGCUCUGGAUGCCGUUACGCAGCUCUAUGAGCGUGGGGAGCUGCGAUCAAUCAUCGAGGAGUACGCAAUGCUGUACUUGAGCUUCCUCCGCCUGCCGAGCCCACCUGAUGUGCUGUUCGGACCGGACCGCGGCCGCCAGAAGUCGACAAUACCUGUAAUAGAGUGCCGAAGUACGACCGGUGAAGUUGCAGCGACUCCCUGGAGCGAGGAGGCCGUGCGUGCCUGCCUGUACCUGUACCUCGCACUGCUGCCGCUGAAUGAGGAGAUGAUUCACGAACUGGCCAGAGUGUACGUGCAGACGGCAGCGGACAUGAAGCGAACCAUCCUGCGCUUGCUGGAGCAGCCGGUCAGAGGGAUGGGCAUGGACUCCCCGCAGCUGCUCCGGCUGGUGGAGGAGUGCCCCAAGGGUGCCGAGACGCUCGUCACCCGCGUCAUCCACAUCCUCACCGAAAAGACACCACCAAGUGCAGAGCUGGUGGCUCGUGUUCGAGAACUGUACCACACCCGCGUGUCAGACGUGAGAUUCCUGAUUCCUGUUCUGAAUGGUCUCAGCAAGAAGGAAGUGAUCGCUGCUCUGCCCAAGCUCAUCAAGCUCAACCCUGUUGUUGUCAAGGAGGUUUUCAACAGGUUGCUCGGCACACAUACGGAAUCGCCUAGUCACAUGUCUCCACUUACCCCAGCUGAAUUGCUCAUAGCUCUGCACAGCAUAGAUCCUUCAAAGUGUGAACUAAAGACUGUGAUAAAGGCUACCUCAUUGUGCUUCUCAGAGAAGCAAGCAUACAGCCAAGAAGUUCUGGCAGUAGUACUGCAGCAUCUUAUGGAAAUGACUCCACUUCCCACGUUGCUGAUGAGGACUGUCAUACAGUCACUGUCCCUGUAUCCUCGUCUCAUCGGUUUCGUUAUGAACAUCCUGCAGAGACUGAUCCUAAAACAGGUAUGGAAACAGAAGAAAGUGUGGGAGGGCUUCAUAAAGUGCUGCCAGCGAACAAAGCCACAAAGCUUCCAAGUCCUACUGCAGCUACCACCCGCACAGCUGAGUGACGUUUUCCAAGUUUCACCCGACUUGAGACAACCUCUGCUUGCACACGUCACGGCCUUCACCGAUAAUCAGCGUGCUCACAUCCCCAAAUCCAUUAUGGAUGUUCUCUUGGGCAGUAAGCGGACAUCAAACGAUGAGUAUGACGUCGAUACAGAAGCUAGGUCACCCUCAGACUUGACAAUUGACAUCAAAGAAGAGCCAGAGGACUACAACAGCAGGUCAGAACCGGCACCCCCUGGGUUGGAAUAGUGGUCAGCUCAUGGUCCGAUUUUCGGAUCUGAAGUUUAUCCAAACUCUUAUUAGGGCCCUUGUGGGGCACUACUGCCAUGAUAUGGUAAAAAAAAAAAAGGAUUCGGAUGAA